UCUCUCUCACUUGACAUAAGCUUAAGUUGAAACCCCAAAGCUAUACUAGAACCCAAACCAUGAAAACCUCUCUUUCAUUUUCUCUAAUCUUCCUCAUCACUCUUGCCUUUAACUCAAGGCCAUCCUCCGCCGCCGCCGUCAACCACACCGCCACCUCAGCGGAGACCGACUUCAUCCUCACCGGCUGCAAUACCUCUACAGUACUCUACCAGAAGUUAUGCCUAAAGUCGCUCUCCCCCUACGCUAGGGUCGUGAAUAAAAACACCACCAUGCUGGCUAGGGUCGCCAUUAUCAUCAGCCUGAAGAAAGCCAACUCCGUCGCCGCUUAUGUCGGAAACAACUCUCUCCAACACAAUUCCGAGAUCCUCAAAGAAUGCUCCGGCCAUCUGAAGGAUUCCCUGUACGAGAUACAGAGGUCGGUCAAGCAGAUGAAAGAGCUAGUCGGCGGCUCGGCGGCGAUGAUGGUGAACAACGUACAGACGUGGAUGAGUGCCGCCGAGACGGAUCAGGAUAAUUGUCUGGAUGGGACCCGCUCCUAUGCUAAAUUGCAGGCUCAGGUUAAAACUCUUAAGAUGUUCACUAGCAAUGCGCUUGCUUUGGUCAACGCCUACGCAGAAAAGAUUGCGAACCCAUGAAAAGAUUGACCCCUGCCUUAUUAAAGCCAUAAUUUUGAAUUUCAGUUUAUCAACGUUUAGUCGACAUUUUCAUUAAACACAUAAUUAUUUAUUUUGCGUGCUGAAGUCGGUAAUAAUCAAAUACGGAAUAAGCAAGAUUAGAAUUACUUUUCUGGCGAAAUUAACUGUAGUCA
This is a messenger RNA of Cuscuta epithymum, 808 nucleotides long. The record is from the annotation of a GenBank genome assembly. Lineage: Eukaryota; Viridiplantae; Streptophyta; Magnoliopsida; Solanales; Convolvulaceae.